Messenger RNA from Camponotus floridanus (Florida carpenter ant), 6605 nucleotides. RefSeq names its product mediator of RNA polymerase II transcription subunit 1 (gene MED1). Lineage: Eukaryota; Metazoa; Arthropoda; Insecta; Hymenoptera; Formicidae. The transcript has 8 exons. Gene Ontology annotation, biological process: regulation of transcription by RNA polymerase II. Gene Ontology annotation, cellular component: mediator complex. The record is from RefSeq and is a predicted model, not a curated record. Gene Ontology annotation, molecular function: transcription coregulator activity. Bases 366 to 6314 code for a protein of 1982 amino acids.
GAAACUACAAGGCCGAUAGAAUGAUGAUUAUUGCGCCAUCUGACGGCGCGCGCGACAUUAAGUUUAAGUUACGUCAGGUUAGGUAAGGAAAUUCCGCGAACGAAGCGGAGUCGCGGAGUCUGCGCAUCCGUUCGGAACAGUCGCGGCGAAAACCUCGACGAGGCUGAAGACGUAAUUGUCUCAUAAACGAAUACGAAGAGUGAACUCGAGCUAGUCGCGUUCGCGCGACCGCUCCAAUUUCGCGGAUUCGUUCGCGAUGACCGGGAGAGCGUUGCGCAGCGUCGUCGCGACGCCGCGAUAGCGAGCGCUGUCUGAGAGGAGCGUGAACGUCGCUAGCAACAUUCGUGUCAACCGUCGAGGGACACAUGGAUGCGACCAACGGACAGAAGUCCCACGCGGGACAAUCCUCCACUGGAGCAGCACCCACUUCUUCCGACAAGGGUAAGGAGUGGCAAAUGGAGCUGCUGAUGGAGAAAUUGCGUUCCAAGGCUUCCACAUUUAAGCCUUUGGUGGAGACGGCCAAGAACAUGCGUAUGGCCAUGGAUAAGCGAUUCGCGAUUGACAGUAUAGAGAGGAAUCAGUUACAGAAGUGCUUGGACACUCUACAACAUUCUAUCAAAGUCACUUCCUUUCAGUCCAUGGUAGAGCGUUUAGAAAGCUUAGCGAGACAAUUAGGAUUAAAGUUCAUGAUGUCUGGUCCUCCAGGCACAGAAAUAUUCAUAUCUUCCGACAUGUUCUUCUUGGAAGUUUUGUUGGAGCCAUCAGGACUUGUUAGAGAUGUAAAAAUUCAUCAUGAGGGAAAAAGUGAACAACAGAGCUGCGAAGCACUCGCAUCGGCUUUGUCGCGAGGUGACUUUGUCGACUUCACUACGCAAUUGGAAGGAUUGGCGUCGAUAUAUCAGCUGAACGCUGAUAAGAAAGUAAAGUGCAAGGCAUUCAGCGCUCUACAAUCUCUUGAGGCUGAUUUAGGUGUUUUGGCACAACUGCAAACGUUUAUGAAAGAACCGUUCAACCUGGUUCACAAGAGUCCCGUCGGAAUUCUGGAAAGAAGAAGAGGCGGCCAUCCGAUGAAAUUGACAUAUUUCGUUUCACCAUAUGAUUUGAUCGAUGAAGAGAAUCGAACAUACGACGCUUUAAAUCCCGAUGUCAUCAUUAAACGAAAAAUCGGUCAUUCAGUGACCGUUUGUAUGGAAGGUUCGGUAGGUCACAAACUACCUACAUCCAGUAUUAUAACUGUAAAUAGAAGCUCCACGGGCAAAAGUACGCCUUCAUACGCUCCGUUGACCAGCACAAAUUCCUCCAUGUUACCUGCAUGUUUCGUGCUGAAACUCGGCAAAAAAAUGCCAAUCUGCAUGGAGUUGGUGAGAAGAAUACAGAAAGUUACGGAACUCGAAUGCGGUGAUAUCUCCGCGCCACAUCCGAUGCUCAGUCUGAUAAUACAACACGCAAGUGAUGGUCAAUUAGACUGUCGCAAUAACAGGGGUCUAUAUGUGACCUUACCGGAUCAGCAGCAUUGCUAUUUUAUGACAGAGAACAAAAACAUGGAAGGUGUGCUAGUAUGCAGCGUUCCAUUCACGCAUCCUGCGCAUGUGCCGCAGAUCCUGGUGUACUUGCGACAGCAGGCGCUAUUUAACUGUCUGAUCGCGAGCUGCGUACGACCUAUGGCACGUCAGGAUCCCGAACAUACAACCAUACUCGAAGUAAGCGCUCUUUCGUGGCAGCACAUCAGCGUAAGCGUGGAGCAUCCAUAUGAGGAGACGAUGGCUACUGCAGAGCUGGACUUGACAGAUAUAUCGGCGCUCAAGUGUCGGUUAUAUGGUGUAAGCAUGACGACGAACGCGGAACAAACGUCGGAUCUCAGUGGCAGGGUAUUACAACGCUGUCUCAGCAUACCAUUGACUAUGCGAAUGUUACUAAAGAUCUGGGAGGGUCGUUCUUUGCCCGCGGUAAUGAACAAUUUAACUGGUGGCAGCAGUAGCGGCAACGGAAGCUACAAUCUCAAUCUAGGAUCCGGCGGUAAAGAUCAAACCGGACAGAAUGGCACCGCAUCUAGCAUGCCAGACUUUACGAACGGCGAGACCAAGAUAAAGCAAGAACCCGGUUUGAACAAUGGCAGUAAUGGUUGCAUGGGUGGCAGACAAACUCAACAGCAACAGCAACAAUCGCAUCAAUUACAACAACAACAGCAACAGCAGUCUUUUUUAGAUGCCGGAACGGAAAAUAGUAUCGGUUUUCCGUCGUAUUCCGGCCAAUCCGAUACGACGACGAUGACGAUGACAUUGGGCGCCGCUGGAGCAAACAAUACCACCGCUUCCAUGUUAAAUCCAUUGCAACUGGGUGCGCUGCUGGGACAAGCGAAGAACUCCCUUACGGGUAAUUCGAACUCGAACGAACGCGGCAAGAAAACGCGAAAGAGGAAGACUGGUACCGAUGGUAUGUGGCGUAGUCCGAAACGAAAGGGUGACGGUGGAAGCGUAGAUAGUGGCGCCGGUGCAGAAAUUUUAUUAGAGAGUUCGAGUUCGGAGAAUUCAACGCCACUGGGAACUCCCACCGGUGGCAGGGAGAAUCUCACAUCGGAAACUAGGACGUCUACGCCGACCUCAGCCAUCAGUUUGGCGAGUGGCAUGGAUUUCUCAAAUCUGGAUACUACCGAUAUAAUCGGUACCGAUAAAAGCGCCUCAGAUUAUGAUCUCGACAACUCGGAGAGAGAUAGUGAAGUCGUGGAGGUGCAACAGAAUAACGCGGAACAGCAGCAGCAGGAGAUAGAAGAAUUAACAAAGACACGCGAGUCCUCAUCGACGCGCAAGUCAAAAAAGAGCCGAAGUAGCGGCGGUAGCGAGGAAAAAAAGUCGAGUCCGACGAACAUAUUCGUCGACGAAACGUCGACGAAUACAAAUAAUAGCAAUAAAAGUCUCCCGGUGCCACCAUCAGUAAGUAUCACCCCUAUCUCAUGCGGUAAUCUGGAUCAAGCGAGCGCUACCAACUAUAAUUCUGUAUUGACGGGUAUGGGUUUGGAAAGGAGGCCUGGCAUUGAAAUCAUACCCAUCACCUCUUCGCCAUCGCAGACCAGUCUACCAAGUUCGAUCACUAUCACACCGAUCACCGGACCAGCUCCCUCGCCGAAGACUGGCGGCCUAACGACAAGUGCGACGGAAGAACGUCAGCGAAGCGAACGAAAGAGCGGCGGAAAAAGUAGCGGCAGCAGUAGCAGCGGCAAAAGCAGCUCUGAGGAUAAUAACAAGAGCGGUGCAAACAAGCUGGAGAAGCGGCGGAAGCGCAAACGGGAAGACAGUCCAAUGGGCCCGCCGGAUAAAGUCCCAUCGGGUGGCAAACAGCAGCAGGAUCCGCUCUCGAAACCGGUGUCAGUGACCAUCAAACCUAGUACCGAGCAAUCACCGCCUAGUAGUGGCGGCCUGAGCUGCCCGUCAUCGCGACCCACUUCACCCGCGGCGGUGAGAAAGUUCAGCCCAUCGCCGACGCAUCCGAGUUCACUAGCCACACUUGUAGGUAAAUCCAGCCCUACCUUGAAGGCAAGUCAGUCGGCGGCAGGUGUAGCCUGCGGUGGCAAAUCGGUGCAAAGUCCGAAGCACUCACCCGUCUAUAGCAGUAGUCCGAAGCACAAUACACCGAACGUGGUACCAGUGGUACCUAUGUCGGUUCCAAUGUCGCUGUCUGUCUCCACGAUACCCAAUACAAUACCGUCUGUCGCGGUGUCCGUGCCGGUACCGGCAAAUGCAAGUCCGAAACACGGCAGUAUCUCGUCUCCGAAACAUGGAAGUUCAGCUGCUAGCAGUGGCAAACCCAGUAUGUCCGCCUUGAAGUCGGCGGCAAAUUCCCCAUCCAGCAAGAGCAGCAGUUCCUCCGAUGCGACGGCGACUCCUUCCAAAAUCAAGUCCUCCUCCUCUUCGUCCUCCGGCAAGGAUUCUUCCGGUCGCGGAGAUAAAGAGAGACGAGCAUCGUCUGUCGGCUCGUCUGGCGGCUCGGCCAGCGGUCAUCAGAGUCCCAAGACUAAGUCGUCGUCAUCCAGCGUGAAACUGAAGCAAUUGGAGAUGAUUCCACCCGGCGAAGCCGCUCAGGUGUCUUCUUUGUCCGCUGGCAAUAGCGGCGGUAAUACCCCGCCUUCCGGGCAAGGCGACGCAGCGAGUAAGUCAGCGAUCGCUGCCCAGCAGGCGCGGAAUCGCAAGAGCUCCCUCAAUGCCGUGAUCGAUAAGCUGAAGAACGCGCAGCACUGCACCGAACCCGAUGGCUGUGGUAACGGCAGUGGCAGCAACGCGAAGAGCAGCGCGUCCACCAGUCUUGGCGGUAAUGGGGGAAUAAGCGGGCAGAAAGAGAAGAGCAUCAGUGGCGGCUCGUCGAGCGGUACCAAGAAUGUCGAGGGAGGAAAAUCCUCUUGUGUUACGAAGAAUUCCGCGGAUACGAAGAAUCCCGAAUACAUGGUGAAGCACAGCUCGGACGGCAUCAAAAUUACCAUCAACAAAACCCGCACCAAAGACUCCAAGCAGUCGGCUGCUAAUCAGAAAUUAUCAUCGUCGUCAUCCUCGUCAUCGGCUACGAUGGCGGCCGCGACUUCAUCUUCGGGCACUUCGUCGUCUUCCAUGGCUUCCUCGUUAUCGCUCUCGUCGUCUGGUAACGUCAUUAGUGGCAGUAAUGGUUCGCCGAAGACGCAUACGGGACUCAAGCCCGGCGUAAACUCCGGACCGGCGUCGAAGAAGCCGCAAACGCUGCAGACUCCGCAGAAGCUGCUGCCCACAAAGAUGAUGCUGGCCACCGGCGGUUUGAAGUCGUCCACUUCGAGCGUCAUGAAUACGGGCAGUGGCACUAGUAUGUCGGGAGUGACCACGUCUGGGGGAAAUCCUCUGUCGAAAAGCGGUUCGUCUUCCAAGACCGGUUCGCCGAAGACGGGUGGUUCCAUGGCGACUGAUUUGAGCCGCGGUCGCGAUAAACCGAGAAUCCCCAAGUCCGACAAGGGAGUAUUUGCGUCGAAGAGCCUCGGCGAUGCGAGGAAGUCGAGUCCGUCCGCCCUGCGCGAGGAGAGCGACAGCGAGCGCGCGUUCAAGUUACUGGCCGCGCAUGCGUCUAAUCUGCCGCCGAGUCUGCCGCCUCAGCUGGUGAUGGAAGGUCUGAUGAAGCAGCUGGACACCAAGUUUCAAAUACCAAAGCUGUCGGCUCGCGCGAACGUCGCGGAUGGCGCCGACAAGAAGUCAUCGGACAAGCUGGCGAUGCUUCCCGAUUCCGCCAAACAAACUCUCGAUGGUCUAAAGCAGGAAUCGGGCAAGCUAGCCGGACUGUCCAAUGUUCCCACGUCGAAGUCGUCGCUGCCAGACGAUCAAUCGAGACGGGACCAUCCGCAGACGAAGCCGGAUAAUUUGUCGAUCGGCACCACCGCUGCAGGCGCGAUGUCCCUGAAUCUCAUCGGAGAAAAUGCCAGCGGUCUUAUGCUACCCCCACAAACAGCCGUUGACUCGGAUGUGCCUACGAAUCUAUGCAUUCAACCCAUGAUGGACAACGAUUCGUCCCGCAACGAGUCCUGCAAGGAACUCGGAAUCAGGCAGACCUCGACCGGCCAGCAGUAUCUCCUUGGCAAGAUCGACGACGCGAGCGGCAAUGGAGGUGGAAUUCUAUCCAAGAGUAACAUCCCCGAUCAACUGGCCUCGUCCGCAAAGUCUUACACGCCGAGUUCCAGCGUCUCGGCCGCCUCGUCGAGCGGCAGUUCCAUCGUCGCCGAGAGUUUAAAUCUGAGUACCAAGUCGUUCGAGCAGAUGACUCAGGUCAAGUACAACAAGAUCGCCGAGGAGAAGAAGCCGCAGCAGACGACGUGCGGUGCGUCGUCCUCGUCCUCCUCCUCGUCGUCGUCGAUCUUCUCAUCGUUGAGCGGCGUCGCGACGUCAUCCGACGAUAAUCCCAACGUCGUGAUGACGUCGGGAUCCGACGGUAGCGGCGAACAGGAGGCGACAGCGGCGGCGGAGAUGCUGCUGGACUUUUCCGCGGCGAACAAGGACCCGAUGACCAAAGGCGGCCACGGGAUCCCGUCGAGCUUGACCCACCUGACGACGAUACCGGAGCGGGCGAUGUCGCAGGCGGCCCCGGUGGUGCGCCGCAACACGCCGCCACCCCCGCCGCCCCCGCCCCCGCCGCCGCCGCCGCCGUUGCCGGCCCCCUUUCCACCCGCUGCCAGUCCGUCCGUCAGCGUGCACAUCGUCAAGAGCCCGGCCCCGAGUCCUCGCGUCAUUCCGCCCUCUCCUCAUUCCUCCGCGUCGCCCUGCAUCACCGACGACGAGCUCAUGGACGAGGCGCUGGUCGGUAUGGGUAAAUGAAGUUUACUUAAGUUGUAAUGGGGAGCGUGCAUUCUUGCUCUCUUUCUCUCUUUCUCCCUUUCUCCCUUUCUCCCUUUCUCCCUUUCUCCCUCAAGAUGUUCUCAGACGAUUCGUAAUUCGUGUCGAAAUUCAAGACAGAAUUCUAUUUAUAGAAUUAUGUAGGAAAUACUCGCACACAUGUAAAAUACAUGGAAAUCAAAAUAUGUAUCAAAAUACAUACACACAUACACAUAUAUGUGUAUGCAUACGUAUAUGUACACGUUAAACAUGUGAAUAAAAUUGUAAAUAGAA